This is a messenger RNA of Loa loa (African eye worm), 306 nucleotides long. RefSeq lists its product as hypothetical. Lineage: Eukaryota; Metazoa; Nematoda; Chromadorea; Rhabditida; Onchocercidae. The coding region runs from base 1 to 306 and encodes 101 amino acids. The transcript is spliced from 3 exons. The record is from RefSeq and is a predicted model, not a curated record.
AUGCAUUUUAACAGUUUACGAAUACAGCAACUACUCGAUGUCAAAAAAUCUCGCAUCGAUGACGAAGAGCUGAGUUCAGCAAAAGCUAAACAACAGGCAGAAACACCACCUGACGUACCACACCACUUCCAGCAGGAGAAAAAAACAAAACGUACAAAUGAUAACAUCAGAAGUGCGGCCGUGCGGCCGCGGCCGGUGAGCUCUGAGGAACGGCCUGGUUUUCAUAUGGUAACGAAUAGCUUUCGACAUGCAGAAGAAUGUGCUGAUUUAGAUAUGUUCUGCGAAGACGAAGAAAUUACCUCCUAA